Messenger RNA from Ipomoea nil (Japanese morning glory), 1317 nucleotides. RefSeq names its product salutaridinol 7-O-acetyltransferase-like. Bases 1 to 1317 code for a protein of 438 amino acids. The transcript has a single exon. The record is from RefSeq and is a predicted model, not a curated record. NCBI's taxonomy places the organism in Eukaryota, Viridiplantae, Streptophyta, Magnoliopsida, Solanales, Convolvulaceae.
AUGAAAGUUGAAGUUGAGAGCAAAGAAAUAGUGAGGCCAUCUUCUCCCACUCCUGAAACUCUCAAGAGUUACAAACUCUCUUUUAUGGAUCAACUAGCUCUCAACGUCAGGGUUCCAUUCGUCUUCUUCUACGACUCCCCCGCCAUUUCUCAUCAUACCAAUACCAUUGAUGAGCUGAAGAAAUCACUCUCCAAAACCCUGUCUCUAAUGUACCCGCUGGCGGGGAGGGUGAAGGAGGACAAGGUAACAAUUGAAUGUAACGACGAAGGCGUGGAGUUUAUUGUGGCUGAUGUUGCUGAAAACAUGUGUUGUUUGCUGGAAAAUCCUGAAAUGGAGAAGAUUAAGCAGCUGAUUCCUAGUGGAAAGGUUUACGAGCCCCAACCGGUAGGGAAGGCACUGGUGGCGGUUCAGGUGAACCGGUUUAGCUGCGGGGGAAUGGGUUUUGGGUUUUUCGUUUCGCACGCCAUAGCCGAUGCUUCCAACGUUGCCACCUUCUUUGAAACUUGGGGAUCCAUCAACCGCGGCGGCGCUGUGAAUGGAAGUGGAUUCGUUUCCGAUCAGUCCAGCAUCUUAUUCCCUCCUUUGACGGAUACUUCUGCCCUUGAACGAGCAGUGAGGAUGGCGGCGGCGGCGGUGGAGCAGGACGACAAAUACUUGACUGUUAAAAGGUUUGUCAUUCCCGCCAACGCCAUAGCUAACCUCAGAGAAGAUUUAACGAUUACCGGGUCAGUUCAACGCCCGUCUCGCACGGAGGCGUUAACGGCGUUAGUAUGGGCUGCUGUGAUAAACGCAACUCCUCACCAAACUGUCACGUUAUCCUGCAUGGUGAACUUGCGGAGCAGGAUGGAGCCGCCGCUGCCGCCCAACUGUCUUGGGAGCUUGGCCUACGGAGCCGACGUUCACUGCGAGGAGGCGAAAGAUGGCGGCACCGCCGUAGCCGCCGUUCAAUUGGUGCAGAGGAUACGCGAUGCUUUCCGAUCUGUGAACGACGGAGCGGCGAGGAAGGUGUACGGCGAAGGAGGGUUGUUUCGUGCGGUGUUGGCCAGAAUUGAUGAAAUAUUGAGCAAGAAAGAUUCUUGUUCAACGUUGUUCACAAGCAGUCUGUUUAGAAUGGCGUAUUACGAAGUUGAUUUUGGGUGGGGGAAGCCAAGACUGGUGGUGAAUAUGCUCAAGAAUUCAACGGUGAUUUUCUUAGACGCCGCCAUUAAUGGAGCUGUGGAAGUGUGGAUGGGAUUGCCUAAGCAAGUUAUGCACACAUUAAUGCAAGACCGCCACUUUCUUGCCUAUGUUUCUGGCUUUCCUAAACCAAAGCUAUGA